ACCAACCACUUAGUUUCCAACUAACUCCAGCCGACAAAGUAGUUAAACAAGCUGAUGGCCGCUCUGAAUAUUUAGCCGAAUUAGCGGCCGAGAUUGCGGAAAUGGGUAAAUGCCAGGGAUGCGAAAUGCCCGAGUAUGUUAUUCACCAAGAAUACGAAGCAGGGGAUAUGAAAAGCCACUUAAUUUGCAGUGGUUGUCAAAAAAAGUGUGAUGAAGGAAUAUAUAAACACGAGAAUGAUUAUUAUUCUUUCCGUCAUCCCCG
Molecule: messenger RNA, 262 nt
Organism: Racocetra persica
Lineage: Eukaryota; Fungi; Glomeromycota; Glomeromycetes; Diversisporales; Gigasporaceae
Source: the annotation of a GenBank genome assembly